Messenger RNA from Macaca mulatta (Rhesus monkey), 6189 nucleotides. NCBI's taxonomy places the organism in Eukaryota, Metazoa, Chordata, Mammalia, Primates, Cercopithecidae. The record is from RefSeq and is a predicted model, not a curated record.
UGGCUGUGCUCUAAAUAGACUAGUCGGAGCAAACCCUUCUGAUAAGGGAAUAGGUAGGAAGCUAGUAAGUCAUGCAGAUAGCAGAGUAGAGCACGAACAACAAAUGCAAAAAUCCUGAGGCAACAGUGUGUUUUGGGUGCUUUUAACAUUGAGGAUAUGUUUUCGGUGAGAAAAGAUCACACAGUCCAGGUGUGGUGGCUCAUGCCUGUAAUCCCAGCACUUUGAGAGGCCAAGGAGGAGCAUCACUUAAGGUCAGGAGUUGAAGACCACCCUGGCUAACAUGGUGAAACUCCGUCUCUAUUAAAAAUACAAAAACUAGCCAGGUGUUGUGGCACGUGCCUGUAAUCCCAGCUACUUGGGAGGCUGAGGCAGGAGAACUGCUUGAACCCGGGAGGCAAAGGUUGCAGUGAGCUGAGAUCGUACCACUGCAUUCCAGCCUGGGUGACAGAGUGAGUCUCCAUCUCAAAAAAAAAAAAAAAAAGAAAAGAAAAGAUCACACAGACAGUGACUCACACAGGCCCCUCCUUUCCAGGGCCUCAGUUUGUCACUCCGUUCAGUGGGAGAAAGAAGAAAUCAUAACCACUGCUCUAAUAUGGGAAGAAAUCGGUGCCUUGUGUGAGCCAGAAUAAAGAACGUAUUCGAUAUUAGAAUGAGGAGCCCUUGUUACCCCAGGUGUCUGACCUCUUUAUCCAGGACUGGGCAGUCAGUAUUCCUUUAUUCUCCCUCCUUUCUUACCCUGACCCUUUUUUUGUUUGCUCAUCUACCUAGGAUUCUACAAGCAGGAAACAUCUUAGAAAUCAGGGCUAGGCAGGCAGGAGCCAGGAGAGUAGCUACAAUGACUUCACCAGUACUGGUGGACAUACGAGAAGACGUGACCUGCCCUAUCUGCCUGGAGCUCCUAACAGAACCCCUGAGCAUAGACUGUGGCCACAGCUUCUGCCAAGCCUGCAUCACACCGAAUAGCAGGGAAUCAAUGAUUGGUCAAGAAGGGGAAAGAAGCUGCCCUGUGUGCCAGACCAGCUACCAGCCAGGGAACCUGCGGCCUAAUCGGCAUCUGGCCAACAUAGUGAGGCGGCUCAGAGAGGUGGUGUUGGGCCCUGGGAAGCAGCUGAAAGCAGUUCUUUGUGCAGACCAUGGAGAAAAACUGCAGCUCUUCUGUCAGGAGCAUGGGAAGGUCAUUUGCUGGCUUUGUGAGCGGUCUCAGGAGCACCGUGGUCACCACACGUUCCUCGUGGAGGAGGUUGCCCAGGAGUACCAGGUGAGACCCCAGGAUGGAAGGGGAGACAGAGAAACAGGGUCUUUGGAAAAGUUUCAGGAGUCUCUAAAGAAGCUGAAGAAUGAGGAGCAGGAAGCUGAGAAGCUAACAGCUUUUAUCAGAGAGAAGAAGACAUGCUGGAAGAAUCAGAUGGAGCCCGAGAGACACAGGAUCCAGACAGAGUUUAAUCAGCUGCGAAACAUCCUAGACAGAGUGGAGCAGCGAGAGCUGAAAAAGCUGGAAGAGGAAGAGAAGAAGGGGCUACGAAUUAUAGAAGAGGCUGAGAAUGAUCUGGUCCACCAGAGCCAGUCACUGCGAGAGCUCAUCUUGGAUCUGGAGCGUCGAUGUCAGGGGUCAACAAUGGAGCUGCUUCAGGAUGUGAGUGAUGUCACAGAAAGGAGUGAGUUCUGGACCCUGAGGAAGCCAGAAGCUCUCCCUACAAAGCUGAGAAGUAUGUUUCGAGCCCCAGAUCUGAAAAGGAUGCUGCGAGUGUUUAGAGAGCUGACAGAUGUCCAAAGCUACUGGGUGGACGUGACCCUGAAUCCACACACAGCUAAUUUAAAUCUUGUCCUGGCUAAAAACCGGAGACAGGUGAGGUUUGUGGGAGCUAAAGUAUCUGGACCUUCCCGUCUGGAAAAGCAUUAUGACUGUAGUGUCCUGGGCUCCCAGCACUUCUCCUCCGGAAAGCAUUACUGGGAGGUAGAUGUGGCCAAGAAGACUGCCUGGAUCCUGGGGGUAUGCAGCAAUUCAGUGGGACCUACAUUCUCUUUCAACCAGUAUGCUCAAAAUCACAAUGCUUACUCCAGGUAUCAGCCUCAGAGAGGAUACUGGGUGAUUGGGUUACAGCAUAACCAUGAAUACAGGGCCUAUGAGGAUUCUUCCCCUUCUCUGCUCCUCUCCAUGACGGUGCCCCCUCGCCGUGUGGGGGUUUUCUUAGAUUAUGAGGCUGGCACCGUUUCCUUUUAUAAUGUCACAAACCAUGGCUUCCCCAUCUACACUUUCUCUAAAUAUUACUUUCCCACUACUCUUUGUCCAUAUUUUAAUCCUUGCAACUGUGUAAUUCCUAUGACCCUGCGUCGUCCAAGCUCUUGAAUAGUCUUCUGUUCCCACCCACUUCUGAUAAGUACCCUGAGGCUUAUCAGCAUGUGAUUCUCCCUUCUGAUCUUCUGUUUUUCUGUGUUCUCAAUUCUUUUGUCAUUUUUUUGGUUUUUGGAUUUGUUUGAGAUGGAAUCUCGCUCUGUUGCCCAGGCUGGAGUGCAGUGGCGCAAUCUCAGCUCACUGCAACGUCUGCCUCCUGGGUUCAAGCGAACCUCCUGCCUCAGCAUCCCAAGUAGCUGGGAUUACAGGCUCCCACCACCAUGCCCAACUAAUUUUUGUAUUUUUGUAGAGAUAGGGUUUCACCGUGUUGGCCAGGCUGAUCUCGAACUCCUGACCACAAGUGAUCCACCCACCUCGAUCUCCCAAAGUGCUGGGAUUACAGAUGUGAGCCACCGCACCCAGCCAAUUCUUUCGUUUUAAACAUUUACUCAGUACUAGGAUGCACCCAGUGGUGAAAGUAGGCAUCUUUGUCUGAUGACAGGUCUUGACGUGGAUAGGGGGUGCUUUCAUUAUUUUGCCAUUAAGCAUAGUAUUUGAUGCAGGUUUUUUUUUUUUUUGGUUGAUGCAGGGGAUCAAAUUUAGGAAGUUCUGAUCUGUUAAUUUGCUACAAGUUUUUGUAUAAAAUGAAAAACUGUAUUCUACCUAUGUCUUUUCUAUAAAUUAUUGAGAUAAUUGUGUGUAAUUUUUAUUCUGUUAAUGUGGCUUAGUACAUUGAUUUACUUCAAUUUGUUAUAUUGGCCACAAAUUGCUGAAAUAUACUGUUAUUAUUUGUUGUAUGCAAUACUGGAUUUAUUUUGAUAAUGUAUUGUUUAGAUUUUGUUUUCAUCUAUGUUAAUGAAAGAAAUUGGCCUGUAUUUUUACAUUCUUGUAAUAUCUUUGCCAGGUUCUAUAAAAUGCAAUAAUAACCAAAUAAAUUACUGUGUUUUUGUAUAAGUAUGUAUAGGAUUGGGCUCUAAAGCCAAACCAUUAUAAUGAUAAUUUGGGUAGCUUCAAACUCAAAUUGAAGAGAGUCUUCACUACAAUCUUCACUACAACCUUCGGCCUUCCUCUCUACAUUUAAGAAUAGCAAUAGAACAAUAAAAACUAUAUAUAUCUUUCAGAUAAAUUGAAGUAAAAACAAAAGGAUAGUGGAGAGAGAAAAACAAUCCAAUACAUAUUUUUCUCUCAGAAUAGAAAGAAAAUUCAAAGAGAUAAUAUGAAUAAUAUAAAGCACUUACAGGAAGAGGAUGAUUUCUUCCAGCUUUUCCACACUCUCUUUUCCUUAGCACAGGAACAAACAGCUGGUGAGUGAGCUGCUGUGACUUUGGUAGAGAGGUGCAAUAUGUUUUUUGAACCAGCUAUAAAAGAAAUUAUGAGGUACAUGUGAGGGUAGAAACAAGUAUCAAGGAGAAGAAUGGCACUGGCUGUCCCAUGUGGUAUCCAGGAGCCACCAAUGUCUAUUGAGGACUUCACACAUGACUAGUCUGAAUUGAGAUGUGCUCAAAGUAUAAAAUGCAUACCAGAUUUCAAAUACUUCAAAAAAUAAUGUAAAAUAUCUCACUAAUAACUUUUUCUUUGCGUAUUGCAAUGAUAAUAUGUGGGCUCUAUUGGAUUAAAUAAAAUAUGUUAUUCAUUGUACCUGUUCCAUUUUACUUUUUUAAUGUGAUACUAGAAACCUUAAAAUUGUAUUUCUAUUGGACAACUCUGGAGCAGAUCCUAUAAUGAAAUUUCUGUCCCUAAGUGAGCCCUAGUGUAAAAGCCUGUGGACUCGGGAUACAGAGGAGGUUUCAAGGCACAUAUGUUUAUCUCUACAAGAACCUGCUGCCCUGAGGCAUUUUUAUAGAAGGUAAUGCCAGAGAAAAGAAGAUCUCAACAUAUCUAGAAGUGUAGAAAUUUGGAAGAUCAUAGGAAGGGCUCAUGGCCAGAGAAUGAUUCUGCCGGCUCUGGCCCCUGCCGUUAGUCCUCAGUCUGUUGGGUGCUUGAAGCUCCUUCGUGGUUUGAGGAAAUACUGAUUUGUUAGCAAGGCUCAGCUUGGGUGUCUGUGGUGAGAUAAAGUAGUGCGGGUAAUAGUAAAAGCUCAGUACUGGUUUGUUCUAAGGCACGGUUUUAUAAUAAUUAGGAGAUCACGUCUGUGGAAGCCCAGAGACUGGAUGCUCUGCAUUUCAACUCAUCCUGCUCUGCAUUUCAACUGGAAAAGAUAUAAAAGGAGACAGAGCCAGCUGACUGGGGCCCAUGGGGCUGGUGGAAGUUCAGGAAAGAGAAAGAUCUGCUGGAGUACUUAUCCCCUUCCCACUUAUUUUCCCAUACAGUAAGUUCUAGGCAAAAAAUUAGCCCAGCUGUCUUCUACUGUAAACUCACUUUACAAGUAAAUUUACUUUCCAAGUGAAUUUACUUUAUAAGUAAAAUGUUUUUUUGUCACCAGAGUUCUAGGGAUGUGGUAUAGUUAUCCCGAUAUUUCCCCCAAAUGUGAGUGCUUGCUAGAGUGGGCAUUUCAGUUUGAUGCUAACUUAAAAAGAUUUUGGAAGGGAGAGGGACUUUCUUAACAUCUUUAUUGUGAUAUUUACAAGUACUUGCUGGAAUUCUAUAGGUAAGACCUGGGGAAGGUUGCUCAAUCUGAGACUUGGGGACAAUUAUUAGGGUAAGUUCAGAGCUCUGACCUUUUCCUGAAGGAUUAUGGGGGCUUGACAGAGGCCUUCUGUUCUUGAAAUUUUUGGUGUGAUAGAGUAGGCUAAACUACUUUAAAAAAAGAACCAAAAUACAUAAUGGAUCAAAUACUAAAGAAAUGUAUUUCUUGUUAAUGUAAAACAAUUGGUCAUGAGUAUAUGUAACUGGUGGUGAGUGGCACUGUUCCAUGUGGGAUUCGUGCGCCAAGCUUGCUUUCAUCUUGUGGCACUUGCUGUACCCCAGAAUAGUAGUAACAGCAUCAAGCUGGCAGAAAGGUAAAGAAAAAACUUAGCGGAGAAAACUUGCUUUUUAAAUCCUUAGUUCAUAGAUGAGAUUCGUAAUAUCUGCUCAUUUUCUGUUGAUGAGAAUAGCCAUAUGGCUAAACCUAACUGUAAAGAUUUUUUAAAUGUCUAGCUGUAUGCAAUCAUCUACAAUCAAAUUUCAAGGGAAAGAAAACUCAGAUUUUGGUGGAAACUGCCUGGAACCCUAAGUAGUCCCUUUUCCCAUUAUAGAGGACUCAGGAUCUCAGCUUUUUUCUGGAACUAUGUUAAUUCCAUUCUAUAACCUAAAGUUUAUAAAAGAAAACCGUAUUGUCACUAAAGUUCUAGACAUGUGUAUAGUUAUCCUAAUAUUUCCCAACAAGUGAGUGGCAGGUAAGUUUGAUUCUAACUUUAAAAAAAUUUUUUAGGGGAAGAGGACUGUCUUAAUAUUAUUAUUGUGAUAUAAUUGACAUAUAAUACAUUUCAUAAAGUAUAUAACUUGAUACAUUUUGACUCGUGAAACUCAUCACCAUCAAGGCAAUAAAUCAGAUGACGUUCUUUUGUGUAUAUAUAGCACUUAGAGCUAUAAAUUUCCUUCUAUGGCAUCUCACAAAUUUUGAUAUAUUCUCCAUUCUAUUCAAGAUUCUAUUUUCCCUUUUGAUUUCUUCUUUGACCAUUGAAUUAUUUAAAAUUGUAUUUUUUCCCUAAUCUAUGAGGAUGUUCAUAUAUCUUUUUGUUAUUGGUUUAUAAUUUAAUUUAAAAUGGUCCAGAUAUAGACUUUAUAUGACUUGAAUCCUUUUUAAAUGUAUUGAGACUUGUUUUACGGUGAAGGAUAUGAUCUAUAUCGGUAAAUGUUUCAUUUGCACUUGAAAGAAAUGUGUAUUCUCUUGUCCUGGGGUACAGUGUUCAAUAAACAUCAUGUUGGUAAUAUUA